AUGUUGUCUGUAGAUGCCUCUCGUUUUCUCUCACAGUCUCAGUCCCGGAUAGCGCCCGGUGACAGCUCACCUCCGAGAGAUGGCCGGGACAGAAGUCGGAGACCUGACCGACAGAACUCGUCCCGCCCACCUCCGUCACGACCAUACCUUCAGCGGGCACUAGGGAACCCGUACUCUUCCUCCGCCUCCCAGACGUUUCCAUUCUCUCCAAGGUCAUCCGUCCACCAUGCACCUCUAUUUCACAGCACGACCGAGCAGCUACAGGAAGAAGACGACGAGCGGGAAGCUGCCGACCUUUACGCCCUGCAGAGAUCCAGGCGGCAUUUUGGCGCAAGCCAGCUAGCAGAGUCGUCCGAGGGCGAUGAAGGGGAGGAUAGCAAGCACUCAGAACGCAGUGCAGACCAUGCGGAUGAGUUUGGCAGAGGAGCGGGGAUACGGAGCUCAUGGCGCGGGAAAGCUUCCGGCAGUGGUCCGGCGGGAAAAUUAGGUGCUGGGACGCUGACAGAACAAGCGGAAGAAGAGGAAGAGGAAGAUGCGAGAUCGAUGUCACGGAGUACGUCCAGGUCUAGUCCUGGGAAGGGUAGGAUGGUCGACAUUCGGCUGGAAGACUCGAUAAAGACGGAUGCCGUGACGGUGGAUUAUGAUGACCCCCCUCCCGAAUUUACUGGUGGCGGGCCGCCUAUCCGCCAGUUUCGCAGACAGUCAAACCUCUCGGGGGACGACGAUUUCCAGACCAGUGCUGGAUUCAUGCCCCAGGAGACUGACAAGCAAGCCCUGCUAAAUAACCCCAGGCCACCGAGCUCCAUGGUUUCCGAGAUGCCCCCGUCAGUCACCUAUGGAGAACCGGAGCCUCCAGUGCACGACAUGUUCUGGGGCCACAUGUUCUUGCUCUGCUUGUGUGGUCUAUUUGCUACCUCAUUCAUCGUGUACCUUCACACUACUGCGCCGUCCAAGAUCCCCCUCCUUGGGGAUACUAUCUACUCUACCUUGCAUUCGUCCUUUGGCCUGUUGGGGACAUAUACCCUUGUUUCAGUAUUCGUGGCGUUGCUCUGGUUGGCAUUGCUGCGAUCAUACGUUCGUCCGUUGGUUUAUGCUAUGCUAAUUGCUGUUCCCGUUAUCCUUAUUUCGUUCUCUCUAUAUCCCUUCAUCUCUAGCUUCAAGGGCACAUGGCAUGGAAACAGUUUCCAGGAUAGGGUUAUGCGAUGGGGUUCGAUAGUCCCGGCAAUCAUGGCUACAGUCUGGAUCUACUCUAUCGUCAAAGGUAGACAUUCAACGGGCAAGGCAAUCGGCAUUCUCGAGUUCUCGUGUCGGAUCCUAGCUGCAAACCCAGCCUUGCUCAUUCUGGGAUUUGCAACGAUAGCCGUCAUCGCCCUAUGGAGUUGGCUAUGGAUUCUUAUGUUCACCCGCGUCUUCCUUGGUGGCCAUCUCUCCACCGGUGCUAAACAUUUCUUCAUCAUCGACAUUGGCACCUGGUGGUUAGGCAUCUACUUCAUCCUCGUCUAUCUCUGGUCUCUCGGCGUCAUUGCAGGUAUUCAACGGACUACCACGGCCGCCGCAGUGAGCCAAUGGUACUUCCACCGCAAUGCCGUGCCCUCUCCUACCUCCCGCGAAAUUGUUAAAGCAGCCUUUACUCAUGCCCUAACCACCUUGUUUGGCACAAUCUGUCUCUCUACCCUUCUCUCCCUCCUCAUCCGCAUCCCUCUCAUCAUCCUCCCACGUCGCAUGUCCUCCCUGUUAUCUUUAGCUGCCUACUCCCUUGUUCCCACGCCAGUUGCUGCUCUUACCAACCCGCUCACGAUGACCUACGCCGCCAUCCACUCGCAGCCCCUGGUAGCUUCAGCCCGCAGUCUAAACCAGAUGGUCUUCCUCGCCCCAUCUGCUGCAACAGCCACAACCUUCCAUCCACGAACCUUCUCCGACUCCCAUCGAUCUGAUUACUACUCCUCCACUCUAAUGCCAUACCGUCUCGCUAAAAUGCUCCUUCACGCUACACGGUUCAUGAUGUCUCUCGCCCUUGGCUUUGGUGGCUGGGUGUCUACCGCCCGUAGCCUACAGGUCCCCGGCGAAGACGGUAGUAAAGGCCCUACCAUCCGUGGCAGUCUGUACGCUUAUAUUGUCGGUUUGAUAGCGGGGACGAUCGGAUGGGGCGUCCUGUCCGCCAUGGAAGGGGUGCUAGCUGGCGUCGUUGAUGCGGCUGUCGUUUGCUGGGCAAGUGAAGUCGGCAGUGUACGACGAGAAGCACGCUAUUGCCGCGAGGCAGGAUACUUGUUUGGCGGCGGGAGUGCAGACCGCAUGGAUGUAGAAGAUAGGUCGCCGCGGCUUGACUAG
Messenger RNA from Arthroderma uncinatum, 2328 nucleotides. RefSeq lists its product as uncharacterized. Gene Ontology annotation, cellular component: plasma membrane. The coding region runs from base 1 to 2328 and encodes 775 amino acids. The transcript has a single exon. The record is from RefSeq and is a predicted model, not a curated record. Lineage: Eukaryota; Fungi; Ascomycota; Eurotiomycetes; Onygenales; Arthrodermataceae. Gene Ontology annotation, molecular function: transmembrane transporter activity. Gene Ontology annotation, biological process: transmembrane transport.